Somion occarium is the source of this 1568-nucleotide messenger RNA. The record is from the annotation of a GenBank genome assembly. Lineage: Eukaryota; Fungi; Basidiomycota; Agaricomycetes; Polyporales; Cerrenaceae.
CCAAGAAAAGGUCCUCGUCAUGAACAAGUCAUGUUUGUGCCGGUGCAAGGCAGGCCAGAAAGGCCCAGCCACCGCCAUCCUGCGUCCUCGGAUUCGUCUUCAAAACUCUACAAAUACUAGAUCCGUUGACCCAGGGACCCUAUAACUCUCACCCUGACCACUACCAUGCACGGAUUCGAUGCAUUGCCUGUAGAGCUCAUCGCAGACAUUCUGGGUGAGCUUGACGUCUCCUCUCUUAUAACCGUCUCCUACCUCUCCCGCCGCCUGCACACGAUUUCCUCUGACAACUCCCUAAACCCAUGGCGUCGACCUAUCUUGCGUAAUCUCCAUGCUGCUUAUCUAUCUCAGGAUGCUGCUUCAUAUGAACCUUGCUUGAAACAUCUGAGCGUCAGGACCACGGUGCCGAGGCAGAAUUGGGUGGAGAUCUUGAGUUUGGCGAAGACGGAAUGGUUGCUGUUUCAAGCGACUUUGCCGAAUUUGAAGGCGAGUGAAUGGGAAGAGGCGUUUAAGAGACGGUUCCUGCCUGGAUGGGAGCGUUGGAAGAAGGAUACGAGUUGGAAAGAGGUCUUCAUGAAGAUGCUCCAUCGAGUUUGGCAUAGAAGUCACUCAUCAUGCACUUCUGAUGAAGCGUGGACGAAGUAUAUCACCAUCAAUCGCACUGGUACGGCUAACGAGCUGGAGGCUUCCUCCCGUAACUACAAUCCGGUGACUAUAUUCAAUGAAUUCAAGCUGCAGAAUAAUCUAGCACAUAUGCAAACUCAUAUCAGGCUUGUCGUUGAGUUCGCGGAUGUUCGCAUUCUUGCUUUCGGUGUGCUUCAUAAGCCGAGGAGCACCUUCAGGAUAAACCGUAAUGCGCGCAUACUCCUCCAUCCACCCGGCGUGGAGAAAGAUGUUUGCGAUGAUGACCCUGAGUGCAUCGAAUGGCGUAGUACACGUAGUACUCAGUCAUCCUAUUCAAGCGACCAUGUGCAUGCUGAACAGGUGGUAGCCCCAUACACCCAGGCAAAUCUCAAUCAGAUGUACCGGCGACUUGUUCGCCCGUUGCCUGCUGCGUCACAUGCCAACUAUCCAUUUUACACGCCAGGAGGCGGUGAUAAACGUUGGUUUGGCAUGGGCGAGAACGAAGAGGGAGGGAGGAAAUGGAUGGGAGGCUUAAUGCUUACCGCUCAAAUCCUCGGACCACAUACCAAGGAGCCCUUCACUGACGGACCUCGUCUUCAGGACAUGGAUCUCGUCAUCGGUGCAGGUCGGUCGCAGUACGCGUCCUUCACUUGGGCAGACCUUGAUGCAAUUGCUCCGUGGUUGGAGUUGACGAAGAGGAUUGACGGUCCGGGCUUAGGGCAUUAGAUUAUACUGCGUCCGCAGUUGAAGGCAGACGAAGAGCUUCCGGACAGAAUACUUCCACCCAUAUCUUGUUUGUGAGAACCUUGUUUCUUAUUUCUAUUGUGUACACUACGUAUUCGCUGAUUGUCUGUGUAUAAGUAUGCGUCUCUGUUCCCAGUAUGAGUCUCUGAUAUCCGAGCUUCGGCUGGCUGCUUGACUGCUUGACUGCCUUGUUCUUGAUGUGC